Molecule: messenger RNA, 1206 nt
Organism: Penicillium brasilianum
Lineage: Eukaryota; Fungi; Ascomycota; Eurotiomycetes; Eurotiales; Aspergillaceae
Source: the annotation of a GenBank genome assembly
AUGAGAACCGAAAACCCUUUUGCCAGCCCCGAAGACGACUACAGCCGGUUUGGCAGUGCAACAGCAAGUUUACCUCAAUUUGACAAUUACACAAAUCACGGUCGCUCUGCACCUCGGACAACACCGCAGCCCCCACGCUAUUCGGAAGUUUUUGGCCCAAACGCGGUGAUGGAGAGACCAUGGUAUAAUCCCCUGGGAUGGUCUGGGAGAAAGAAGUUGAUUGUUGCAGGGUGUGUUGUGGUGGUGAUUGUGGCCGUUAUCGUUGGAGCAGUUGAAGGAGUUAAAGCGAAUGCUUAUCCCAAUUAUUCCCAACUCAAUUACACCCUGGUCGACACGUUUUCGGGGUCGUCUUUCUUCGAUAACUUCGAGUAUUACACCUCCACAGAUCCAACAAAUGGUUGGGUACAAUAUGUCGACUCGCAAACAGCGUCCAUGAUGAAUUUGACAUACGCGUCAGAUUCAACCGCUGUGAUCAAGGUAGACACCGAUACUCAGAACCAAACGAGUGGUCGCAAAUCUGUCCGUAUUACUUCAACGAACACUUACGAUAACGGUCUGUUCAUUUUCGACGUUGUUCACACGCCAUAUGGAUGCGCAACAUGGCCAGCUCUUUGGCUCACCGAUCCUUCUAAUUGGCCUGAACAUGGCGAGAUCGACGUCAUGGAAUCCAACAAUAAAGGAACGCAAGGAAAUGAUAUGACAUUACACACAACCAGUGGUUGCACAAUGAAUGCCAAGCGCAAGGAGACCGGCACAGCUCUAUAUUCGAACUGCCUCAAUACGGCAAACGACAACGCCGGCUGUGGUGUCAAGGGCAAAACUGCCACGUAUGGUGAGGCGUUCAACAAUAAUGGUGGUGGUGUUUACGCUAUGGAGCUUCGUGAUGCCGGGAUCCGAGUUUGGAUGUUUUCAAGAGACGAUAUUCCCUCGGACAUCUCAAACUCAACCAGCAGCCCGGAUCCCUCAACGUGGGGAGAGGCGCUGGCUGACUUUCCCAGCACUCACUGCGACAUCAGCUCGCAUUUCAAGAAUCAAAGUAUCAUCGCAAAUAUCGAUAUAUGCGGUGACCUUGCUGGUGCAACUUCAUACUACACGACUAUCAACAACUGUCCAGACACAUGCACUCAAUUCGCAGCUGAGAACGGGGCGAACUUUACCAACGCAUACUGGGAGUUCAACAGUUUCAAAGUAUAUCAGACUUCAUAG